Messenger RNA from Hyposmocoma kahamanoa, 1161 nucleotides. RefSeq names its product pancreatic lipase-related protein 2-like. The transcript is spliced from 6 exons. Gene Ontology annotation, biological process: lipid metabolic process. The record is from RefSeq and is a predicted model, not a curated record. Gene Ontology annotation, molecular function: lipase activity. Lineage: Eukaryota; Metazoa; Arthropoda; Insecta; Lepidoptera; Cosmopterigidae. Bases 57 to 1049 code for a protein of 330 amino acids.
CGUUCAAAUGGUGCGAUUUCGUUUAACAUCCAUCCAGAAUUUCGUAGGCGACGACAAUGUUUCGCGUGCUGCUACUUGUCUGCGUUGCAGCUUCUGUAACAACAGGAGUGCCAGUUUAUGAAGCGACACCGUUAAAUUCUCAUAUAAUUGAGUUCCCCGGUGGCGAUGGCCAAAUGCACGUAGUGGAUUUAUCUGAACCCCCAGAUAUGGAAGUGCUGUAUGAAAUUCAAAGGAAUCCUGCCAAUAACUUGUACCUUCUGUUCACUAGGCGAAAUCCGGACACGGCUCAAACGUUGAUUAUGAACAACGAAGACUCUAUAAGAUAUUCAUAUUACAACCCGAACCUGGAGACAGUAGUGAUCGCGCACGGCUGGCUCAGCAAUCAGAACACUGACAUUAACGCCGCUAUCAGAACAGUCUACCUCCAGAAAAAGGACGUCAACGUCAUCGUUCUAGAUUGGAGGAGACUUGCCAUGUCAGGAUACGUCACCGCGGCUACUGGUGUUCCCAAUGUCGGCCGAGGUCUCGGACAGUUCUUACGUUUCCUAAACAGAGUUACUGGGGCGUCGUUCCGUAACAUGCAUCUCAUUGGGUUCAGUCUUGGAGCUCACUUGGUUGGAAAUGCAGGACGCGAACUUGGCGGUGACAUCGCUAGAGUUACAGGAUUGGAUCCGGCAGGUCCGCUAUGGCAUUACAAUUCUAACCGCAUCAGUGCCGCAGACGCAGUCUACGUUGAAGCUAUACACACCGAUGGUGGAGUCUUAGGCCUUGGUAUCGGUACUGAGGUUGCCCAUGCUGACUUCUUUCCAAAUGGAGGCAAUUCCCAACCUGGUUGCUUGACCGGAAUCUGUGACCAUAACCGAGCCUGGGAGUUGUUUGCUUCCACAGUCACACAUAAUCAUCUUAUUGCUAAUAAAUGUGAAAGUUCCUGGCAACUCACAUGGAAUUCUUGUCGCGGAACCGAUCAGUUGCCUUUGGGCAACGAUGAUAUUAGAAAGUUUGGAAUUGGCAUGUAUCGAGUGAACACAGGAAGAAGAUAUCCGUUUUAAAGCUUUAAAAGAAGAAGAAAUACGAAAGUAACUCACCUCCUAAUCACCAAAUUGAAUGUGAACCAAUACUGUGUAGCAAAUUGAAUCAAUAUUGUUUAUUAAAUUGGUAAUA